CCCUCGGACACAGCGGAUCACCGAUCAAUGGAAAGAGCCGAAGAUGUCAGCUCGGUCAUGUGAUCAGCUGUGUCCAAUCACAGCUGUACACAUCAGUGCCACCUGUCAGUGCCCAUCAAUGCCAGCUGUCAGUGCUCAUCAAUGCCACCUGCCAGUGCACAUCAGUGCCACAUCAAUGCCACAUUUCAGUGCCUACCAGUGCACAUCAAUGCCACAUAUCAGUGCCCAUCUGAGCUGCCUUUCAGUGUCACCUAUCAGUGCCACCUAUCAAUGCCAAUCAGCGCCACCUAUCAGUGCUGCCAAUCAAUGCCGCCUAUCAGUGCCAGUCAGUGCAGCCUGUCAGUGCCAGUCAGUGCUGAAUAUCAGUGCCAGUCAGUGCCACCUAACAGUACCAGUCAGUGCCGCCUAUCAGUGCCAGUCAGUGCCGCCUUAUCAGUGCCACCUAUCAGUGCCGUCUAUCAGUGCCAUAUAUGAGUGCUGCCUUUCAGUGCCCAUCAGUGAUGCCUGUCAAUGCCCAUCAGUGCCACCUACUAGUACCUCCUCAUCAGUGCCCAUCAGUGCCAUCUAUCAGUAGAGCCUAUCACUGCAGCCUCAUUAGCGCACAUCAGUGAAGGAGAAAAAUCACUUAUUUACAAAAUUU
Staurois parvus is the source of this 640-nucleotide messenger RNA. The record is from the annotation of a GenBank genome assembly. Lineage: Eukaryota; Metazoa; Chordata; Amphibia; Anura; Ranidae.